Messenger RNA from Brassica napus (rape), 2525 nucleotides. RefSeq lists its product as uncharacterized. The transcript has 4 exons. Bases 1 to 2286 code for a protein of 761 amino acids. The record is from RefSeq and is a predicted model, not a curated record. Lineage: Eukaryota; Viridiplantae; Streptophyta; Magnoliopsida; Brassicales; Brassicaceae.
AUGGAUCAUCCGAAAGAAGGUUCCGGGGAAUCCGGGAUGCCUCCCUCUGCUUCUGGAGCUAAACUACUGAAAGUUAAGCAAGAAAUCGGAGCCAAGAUGAGGAAGGGGAAAAAGACAGCCAGGGAGGCAAUCGCGACCAGAGUUUCUAAACGGAAGAAGAAAGACGAUUCUAGUGGGAGCAGUCCUCACUCGCCUUCGUUGCUGAAAAAUCAAGACGUGGUUAACCUCAUGGUUCAAGCUCUCGCCCAAAAGGAGCUUGGCCGUGCCUGUAAUUCUGACGAAACCCCCGAGACCGCUCCGGAGGGUUGGUUCUGUUGCCAUGAGAAGUACAUCUCCAAGUCUCACUUGAGAUUUCCUCUUCCGACCCUACUGCUUGAUCUACUAGAUCAUUAUCAGUUAGCCCUUUCCCAACUCUGUCCCUCGGUUAUCCGGGUGAUAAACGGCUUUAUCACUAGGUCCAAAGAGGAGGGGGUUAGCGUCGGUCUUACCGAACUUAUGAGCCUCUUUUCCCUGAAGGAAAGCGCCUCUAAGGAGGGUGGUACCGGGACCUACUACCUCCCUAGUCGUCCCAAUCAUGUUAUCUUCAGAUUCUCUAGUAGUGAUGAUGACUGGAGGAAGAAGUAUUUUUACGUUAAAGUUGAUCCUUCGACGGUUCCUGGAUAUGCUUUUUUCGUUUUAUUCAUUUAUGGCCGAGUAACCUUUUGCUCUGAUUUACUUGCAGAAAUCGAAGAUCCCCCGAAGCUCUCUACCAAGCUCACCAGGGCUCUAUACCGCAAGUUGCAACAGAGUCCCUGUACCUGGGUGGCCUACACCACUUCUCGAAUAAGUGCAGCCAGAUUCCCAGAUACCUACAACGCCUCUUUCCAAGAUCCCAUUCCUGCUGAGAACCUUGAGAUUUCGGCAGGCGAUUCGGUUGUAUCGAUCUCAACUGGUGCUAGUGCUUCGGGAACUGAAAAGUCUCAGCCAGGUGACAUGACUCUGCGACCGUCAUUCCGUUCUAGGGGUAACCCCUCUAAAGCUGCCAGUGCUUCUCGUGGAAGCGACAGGAACCAAGGAGGAUCGUUCCUUAUCUCAAUGAAGGAAGUUUUGGACGACGGAGGAUCCAAACCUGUUGUCGAGACUACUCCAACUGAGGUUGUAGCUCAGGAUGCUGCUCCUCUCCCUGAGGUCCAGGUGCCGGAGGCUGACUACCAGGCUCCGAAGGGUACCUCUGAGAUCGAGCCGUCGAGACACAAGAGGCCCAGGAUCGAUCAGGGCGGAGCUUCCAUCCGUUCUUCUUCCUCGUCCUCUAGAGGAGGGACUGUUGGGUGGAGCUUUACCCAUUCGAAGCCUGGGUCGAUCCUGGAUGACUCUUGGGGCCUAGCUGCGAUAAUGAGGCACCUGAAGAGCGUGGGAUGUCCCCUUCCAGCGCUCAAGGACCUGACUAACCGAGAUGAGUAUCUCGAUAUUGCCCACUGUAUGGGUCAGUUGGCUGGGGCUGUUAACAGGGCCCAGCUCAGGUUUGAGAAUGCUCUGUGUGCUGCCCCCAAUGCUGGUGAACUUGCUGAGGUUACCGAGAUGGUUAAGGCAGCCAAAACCGAUCUUGACCAAGCCCGGGUUCGAAUUUCUGAACUCGAAGCCGAAGUGACGAGGCUAGGCUCGAAGGCCGAUGCUCAGCAAGGAGAGAUCGAGAGUCAAAAGCUCGAUAUCCAGGUGAAGAGCAGGAGGAUCAAUGAUUUAGAGGCUGCUCGAAAGAUAGCUGAGCAUCAAGUACGUGAGCUCAUUGCCUCAUCCCGGGAUAGCCAGAAGAACAAGGAAGCUGAAGUCAAGCUGGCUGUCAGGGAAGGGAAGAAAGAAGUCGCCGAAGCUUACGGCAAGAUCCUGGUCUGUGUUAAGGAGAAGUUUGCUAGGAAGAAAGAUGAGGUCGACGCUUUGGUGUACGCUCAGGAGCUCCAAGCUAAUGCCGACCUCUUGAAGGAUAUGCUGAACAACAAGAUCCAAAGCGUUGAAGAGGAGUACAACCAAUUGGUGGCCUUAUUACCAGAAGCGACAACUGCGUAUGAGAAGGCUCAAGUCUCUGACUUCUCGGUCAGCAAGCUUCCUCUUCCCCAGAUCUCGGAGAGUUCAGGUACUUUCGAGAUUAACAUGUUUAAUCCAUCCUUUUCUGGGGAGUAUGGCUCUAAUUUGGGUUUGAUGGCUCCUGACUUAGCUCCAGUCGAGGCAGCAAUAGGAGGUGACGGCAAUGUGGUCGAUGAGGGAGUUCCUGCCGGUGCUGGUGAUCCGAUUCAGGAAGAGAAGGAAGAUUGAGAGCUACGGCUCUUUUAACUUUAUGUUUUGUGUUUUUAAGACUUCGGCCUAAGGGCUUUGUUUCGUUAUGUUUUGUGACUUAGUGCCUGAGGAGGCCUUUAAACCUUAACGCUUGCUGGAUUUCAAUAGCCUGGGGAGGUUUUUAAACCCUUUCUUAUGUUUAAAUCGUGGCUAUUAUUUCUGUUUUAAGUUUUUGAACUUAACCUCGUUUCAUUUAAUCAUAGUGAUUGCGAAUCUCA